Microplitis demolitor is the source of this 3236-nucleotide messenger RNA. RefSeq names its product FHIP family protein CPIJ015043. Lineage: Eukaryota; Metazoa; Arthropoda; Insecta; Hymenoptera; Braconidae. The record is from RefSeq and is a predicted model, not a curated record. The coding region runs from base 220 to 3147 and encodes 975 amino acids. The transcript is spliced from 9 exons.
GAUGGCUGGAGGUGUUGUGUGUUUCGUAGUUUCGUAAGAUGUAUUAGUUUAAUACAAGUUAUUAUACUUGGUUGAUUAUUUGUAUCAAAUUUACAUACUCUACGUAUGUUAAAUUUUGUGUAAAAAAUGUAAUUAUAUACAAAAGUGUUAUUUAUGCAAUAAGCUGGAUUAAUUUAAGUGCAUCACUAUAUAAAACAAAAAUAAGUUUUAAAAAAUAAAAUGAGCUGGCUAAGGAACAGUCCUCUGAGAAAUAGUUUAAACAAGCAAUGGUCUAGAGAUUCACCACCCAAGGAUGCUGAUCCUGGUGCUUGUUAUGACAGCUUUUGCAAGCACUGGCAACAAACUAAUGAAAUAAUAAAACAAACAAGAUCAUCAACAAAUUCUCCAGUAUACGAUGACAUCGUCGCUGUCAUAAAUCAUAUCGAUCAAAUGAUAACGUUGUUAUUAGUUGAAUUUCAAAGUAAUUUUAAUUUUAAAAGUCAACAAUUAUCUGCGUCAUCUCAUUCGCCUUGUUUAGAAUAUUUGUUAAGUGAAAAUUUACUUGAAAUUGUUUACGAAUGGAGUCUAAAUGUUGGAAGGUACACGAGUUCCAUAAGAUUAGAGUUAAUAAAAUUAUUUGAACUAAUAAUAACAUUUAAUGGGCCUUUAAUAGGCCAUGAGCCCAUAGCAAGGCCGUUGUUGAAAUUAUUAGAAUUAUUUAUUGACGACAUAAUGCCAUUUGAUAUAGAAAAAAAAUUAAUAAUGUUACUUAAUAGUAUUUGUGUAGCUUUAAUGCAAAAUUUAGCAUUAUUAGACGUUUUUUUUCAACCACAUGCUGAAAAUGAACAACGCAAGUUCAUUAUCUUUACAUUAUUGUUACCGCACAUGCAUAGAGAAGGACCAAUCGGACAGCAGGCACGUGAUGCGAUACUACUUUGUAUGGCGCUAUCGAAAAAAAAUGACCAAAUAGGAAUUUAUCUGUCGGAAAAUUCAAAUGUAUGUCCAGUUUUGGCGACUGGUAUAAGUGGAUUGUACUCAUUGUUGCCUCGUAAACUUGAAAUUGAGUAUGAAGAUUGGCACAGGUUGACACCAGAUGACGUAAAUGAUAUUCCGUCUCUAGAUCAUUUGAUGCAGUGCUUUGAAUUUUGUAAUGCAGUUGCACAAAUAACACACAUGUCCGUUCAAAAACAAUUACUAGAAUAUCUUUAUCAAGGAUUUUUAGUUCCUGUUUUAGGUCCAGCACUUUUACAAACUUCUCUUGAUGAAUCCGUCGCAGCUACAGCAUACUUAGAUUUAUUUUUUCGCACAACAACGAAUCCUGGAUUACUCCGUGUACUAAUAAAAUUUUUACUCGAAAAGAAUUAUGACGAUUGUCGCAUACUCGAUACAUUAAUUCAAAGAAUCUCAACAAGAUCAAGGUUGUGCAUAGUAACUCUAGCAUUUUUUGAAACACUAGUAGAUUUAAAUUGCGAAGACAUAAUGCUAGAGUUAUGCUUGUCAGCAUUAUCACCAUGCUCACAUGUAAUGUUAUCACAACGUCGCAGGCUACGUGACUUUGAUUUAUUUGGUAAUACAGCUAAAAAAUUUUUAUCAUUGCGUCCCAAUUGCUGUUUAUCAUGGCCUCUAACAUCAACUAUUUCUUCGUCUUCUUCCAAUUUAUUUGAGCCAAAUAACACAACUCCUCUCAAUUCAUCAUCAUCAUCAUCAUCAACAACAACAAGUACAAAUUUUAAUUCAUUAGGAUUUUCUGGAUUUAAACCCAAUGAAAGUCUCUACGGCAAUUAUUUUGCGUAUUUAUAUGACGCGAGACAAAAAAUAGUUGCAUGUAAUUUAGCAUGCGCCAACUGGUCAUCAACAUAUGACGGUGUUGAUGAUAAUGAUGAUAAAGACAAUGAUAAUGAAGAAGAUGAUGACAAUCAAGAUGAAGAUGAGGAUGAAAAUUUUAAAAUAAAAUUACAAAUGAAUCAUGUACAAAAAUUAUUUAAAAAUUUAUCUCAUAAUAAUAUUUUAGAUAGUGUUAGAUCAUUAUUGGAUUACGAUGAGAACAAUCAUGUCAAUUAUAAUAUUAGUGAUAUUAUUAAAUUAGAUGAUAAUGAUGAUGAUAAAGUUUUACAAAGUACUGAGGUAAUAAAAAAUGAAACUCUUGAGUCUGAUAUUUUAAGUUUAUUAAACGAACAAGUAGAUGUAAGUAAUAAGGAUAGUGCAACAUAUAAAAUUGAAAUUUAUAAUGAUAAUAAUAAGUCAAUAACGAAUGAGGAACCGACAAAAGUUGUCGAUCAAAUGUUUUCGAUGGGUGAGAGCAGUGGGUAUGAAAGUUUGGCAAUGAAAAAUUCAUCUGAAUUGUCGUCGAUUGAUGAUGAUAAUAAUGACGGGCUUGAUGAUAAAAAUGAUGUGUUGUCUAAUACUGAAGAACAUAAAGCUGAGAGUGUGAUAAUAAAUAAAAUGGAAAUAAAUACUGAUAGUUGCAACAGCAAAGGGGCUGUGAAAAAAAAAUUAUCUAAGGAUGAUUACUUGCACAGUAAACCUAACAUUGGAAUUUUUUUGGAUGUACUUUUAAAAAAGUUAGAGAGUAUGACCAGUAAUAAUUUGUAUGUUAAUUUACAUUUAACUGGUUUAAUUAGCAGGCUUGCUAUUUAUCACCAACCGUUAUUACAAUCGUUUUUAUUGAACCCGUCUUUGGUGUUUCAACCUAGUAUUAGAUCGUUAUUUCAAAUUUUAGCUUCGCUGAAACACAAAAUGGAUAAAUAUUUAUCUAAAGUUGAAAAUGUUGAUGAAUUAGUUAGACAAGCUCGUAUGUUUUUAAUAAACCGAGAGUUCAGAAUUAUUGGCGCUAAAAAUAAUCCUUCCAUGUCAAAUUUACCAACGCCAGUAAUGAAAAAAGAAUCAUUAAGUCAAGAUUCAUUUAUGAGAAAUGAACCAAAAAGACGAAGUUUGACUUCAUCAUUGACUCAAAUUUUCAAAUUUGGUAACAGUAGCCCUCCACAAAGUUUAAAAACUACAACCGCUGAAGAUUUACCUGAACAAACCCACGAUUUUAAUUUUAAAUAUCCAGUCGUAACACCAACCCAACACGUUGUUAUUUGUGCCGUUAUUAUGGACGAGUGGUUAAAAGAAUUAGCAGCAAUUACACAAGAACAUUGCGUGUUAUCGUUGAAUAGUUGGUUGUAAUUAAUAUAGUUAUAACAUAACAAAGAAUUUAUAUAAUAUGUAAAUUAAUCAAAUGUAUAUACAAUUAACAGAUACAUAGAUUUAUGUAA